Molecule: messenger RNA, 1641 nt
Organism: Poecilia latipinna (sailfin molly)
Lineage: Eukaryota; Metazoa; Chordata; Actinopteri; Cyprinodontiformes; Poeciliidae
Product: tubulin alpha chain-like
Exons: 4
Coding region: 181-1527 (448 amino acids)
Biological process (GO): microtubule-based process
Cellular component (GO): microtubule
Molecular function (GO): GTP binding; structural constituent of cytoskeleton
Source: RefSeq, a predicted model, not a curated record
CUUCCAUGUCAAACUGACAGAUGGGUGUGGCAUGCAUCACAGCAGUUCGUGGCAGCUCUUGGCUUCACCAACCUGGCAGAACCUUCUCACCAGGACCACGUUGAGGGCCGCUGUGAGACGCUACGAAAGCAAAGCUCAGUCUGAAAAAGUCCUCCUGUUUGCGGUUACUCUUCUAAAACCAUGCGUGAAUGCAUCUCUGUCCAUGUGGGCCAGGCAGGUGUGCAGAUGGGGAACACCUGCUGGGAGCUCUACUGUCUGGAGCAUGGUAUCCAGCCAGACGGCCAGAAGGCAAGCAGUUCCCCCACACGUCCUGAUGACUCCUUCACCACUUUCUUUAGUGAGACAGGUGCUGGGAAAUAUGUCCCAAGGGCAAUUUUUGUUGAUCUGGAGCCCACUGUCAUUGAUGAAGUGAGAACAGGAAAAUACCGUCAACUCUUCCAUCCUGAAAAGCUGAUCUCUGGAAAGGAGGAUGCUGCGAACAACUAUGCCCGAGGUCACUACACUAUUGGCAGAGAGAUUAUUGAUUCUGUCAUGGACAGGAUCCACAAACUGGCUGAUCAGUGCAGUGGUCUCCAGGGAUUCUUGGUAUUCCACUCCUUUGGUGGUGGAACAGGUUCUGGUUUUACCUCUCUGCUCAUGGAAAGACUCUCUGUUGACUUCGGCAAGAAGUCAAAGCUUGAGUUUGCCAUCUAUCCGGCACCCCAGGUUUCUACAGCAGUAGUAGAGCCUUACAACUCCAUCCUGUCUACCCACACCACACUGGAGCACUCCGACUGUGCCUUCAUGGUGGACAAUGAGGCCGUCUAUGAUAUCUGCUGCAAGAACUUGGAUAUUGAACAUCCAACCUAUACCAAUCUGAACCGCCUUAUCAGCCAGAUUGUGUCCUCAAUCACAGCAUCUCUCCGCUUUGAUGGAUCCCUGAAUGUUGACCUGACAGAGUUCCAGACCAACUUGGUCCCUUAUCCUCGUAUCCACUUCCCUCUGGCCACCUAUGCUCCAGUUAUAUCUUCUGAGAAAGCGUACCAUGAGCAGCUGUCUGUGGCUGAGAUCACAAAUGCCUGUUUUGAACCAGAUAAUCAGAUGGUGAAGUGUGACCCACGUCAUGGCAAAUAUAUGUCUUGCUGUCUCUUAUACCGUGGCGAUGUUGUACCCAAAGAUGUCAACUCGGCCAUUGCCGCCAUCAAGACCAAACGUACCAUCCAGUUUGUGGACUGGUGCCCCACAGGUUUCAAGGUGGGGAUCAACUACCAGCCUCCAACUGUGGUUCCUGGAGGAGACCUUGCUAAGGUGCAAAGAGCUGUGUGCAUGCUGAGCAACACCACCGCCAUCGCUGAGGCCUGGGCCAGGCUCGACCACAAGUUUGAUCUCAUGUAUGCCAAGAGAGCCUUUGUCCACUGGUAUGUUGGAGAGGGAAUGGAGGAGGGAGAGUUCUCAGAGGCCAGAGAAGAUAUGGCUGCUUUGGAGAAGGAUUAUGAAGAGCUGGGCAUCGACUCAUUUGAAGAAGAGGAGGAAGACGAUGAAUAUUAAAUAAAAAGCAAGAUAUUCUUAUGUAUUAAAGAACGGAACCCACUUCUUGCGUAUUUUCAGAUAAUUAAUCUUACUUUUGACUUUGUUGUUGCUCAAUAAAUGCUCAUGCUAAAG